GUACAGGAAGACCUUGGCCCUGCCUGUUCCUUCAGGCCCACAUCAGGCCUCCCCGGGACAUGGAGCCAGAAAACGAGACCACAUUAGGCUCGGCGGCGUCCCUGCCUUCUUGUGUCUUCCACGAGAAUUUCAAGCACGUGCUUCUGCCCCUGGUGUAUUCGGUGGUGCUCAUUCUGGGGCUGCCCCUGAACUCCUUCGUCAUCGUGCAGAUCUGGCUGUCCCGAAAGAGCCUGACCCGCACGGCUAUCUACAUGCUGAACCUGGCCUUGGCCGACCUCCUCUACACCUGCUCCCUUCCUCUGCUCAUCUACAACUACGCCCAGGGUGACCACUGGCCUUUUGGGGACAUCUCGUGCCGCCUGGUGCGCUUCCAGUUCUACACCAACCUGCACGGCAGCAUCCUCUUCCUGGCUUGCAUCAGCUUCCAGCGUUACCUGGGCAUAUGCCACCCCCUGUCCAGCUGGCACAAACGAUGGGGCCGAGGCUCCGCCUGGCUGGUGUGUGGGGCCGUGUGGCUGGCUGUCUCUGCCCAGUGCUUGCCCACCAUCGCCUUUGCCCAGACAGGGAUACAACGGAACCGCACCGUCUGCUAUGACUUGAGCCCCCCGAGCCUGUCUGCCAGCUACCUGCCCUAUGGCAUGGCCCUCACUUUCACCGGCUUCGUGCUGCCCUUCAGCGCAGUGCUGGCUUGCUACGCCCGCCUCGUGCGGCGCCUCUGCCAGCAGGGUGGCCCCGAGGGGCCGGCGGUGGCAGAGAAGCGGGGCAAAGCAGCUCGCAUGGUCGUGGUGGUGUUGGCAGCCUUUGCCAUCAGCUUCCUACCAUUCCAUGUGACUAAGACUGCCUAUCUGGCUGUCCGAUCAAUGCCUGGAGUUUCCUGCCCAGUCCUGCAGACCUUCGCCGCUGCCUACAAGGCCACGAGGCCCUUUGCCAGUGCCAAUAGCGUCCUCGACCCCAUCCUCUUCUACUUCACGCAGAAGAAAUUCCGCCAGAGCCCCCAACAGAUCUUGUCCAAGCUAACUGCUAAGUGGCAAAGGGGACACUGA
Gracilinanus agilis (Agile Gracile Mouse Opossum) is the source of this 1043-nucleotide messenger RNA. RefSeq names its product pyrimidinergic receptor P2Y6 (gene P2RY6). Gene Ontology annotation, biological process: cellular response to pyrimidine ribonucleotide; G protein-coupled receptor signaling pathway. Gene Ontology annotation, cellular component: plasma membrane. The coding region runs from base 60 to 1043 and encodes 327 amino acids. NCBI's taxonomy places the organism in Eukaryota, Metazoa, Chordata, Mammalia, Didelphimorphia, Didelphidae. The record is from RefSeq and is a predicted model, not a curated record. Gene Ontology annotation, molecular function: G protein-coupled ADP receptor activity; G protein-coupled UDP receptor activity; G protein-coupled UTP receptor activity. The transcript has a single exon.